AUGUGGACGAUCGAUAACGGCAACCGAAGAUCUUGUAGAGAUCACAUGAUGAGAACCAACGGGAAUAUCGACUGUCCUUUUUCUCUAAAGUUGCAAGAUUUUCGAAGCCAGCUAGGUGCUCUCUUCAAUUCACGCCUCUCACGCCCCGGGCUUCUGGGUAGAUUUCUCUUGUGCAAGGACUGCCUCUUGCCAUUCCAGCUUGCACUCUACAAAUGGGGAACUACAUUGACUCUAGAGCUACCAGCUUACUUUCACCAGGAGGCCCACCCCAACUUGUUCAUGCUCACUUUCCAAGAGUUCAUUGCAUCCCAUCGUCUCUGUCCACUUACCAUGGUCGAUCGAAUGGUACAUGAAUUCAAGGAGUUAUUUGUGACUGUCUGGAACACUGAACCUAAGGAUAAGUGGGUUGCCAUGAAAAUAAUUCAGAGAUCCAGGCAUUAGCAACUCAAGUGAUGGCUUGGGUUAGGUGCAAGAGGCUUAAUAAAUUCGACCAGCCCUGCACUUGGGAAGCAGAAUUGUUGCAUCUUUCCUGUCUACAAGCUGAGGACAUCAACCUCUCUCCAAUGCAUUGCUGUGAUUUGGCAAGACACAUGACUAAUCUUUCCUCGAUGAUUCAGGAGUGGUGCACCUCGGGGAUGAAAUUUCUUGGCACACGAGAUCCUGUGUGACUUGGCUAUGCCGGCAACAACCAAUUCUUCCAUGUCAUGGCCUACACGCAUCACAAGAAGAAUAUUGUCAAGGAGUUUAUCGUUGAUGGUGUUAGGUAUAGGGGCGAGCAUGGACUGCAUAUUGCCACAAGUUACUUCAAACAACUACACUCCGAGCCCAUAUUGGUAAACUCAGCUCUAUGAAUUAUUCUUCUCUCUCCUUACAGUGGUCUCUUGCCUUGCAGGUCCCAUUCAUGGAGGACAAAGUUAUGACGACGUUAAAGGACUUGUUGAGCUGGAUGAUGGCAACUCUUGAGGGGGGGUGCAUGAGGAUGUGUUCCGGAUUUUUUUGGGACACCAUUUGUGCUGAUAUGUUGCAGUCUUUUUUUUUUUUAGAGUUUCAUGGUAAUGAAUGUCUGCGACCUUCUUUAAAUGUUUUACUCAUCACCUUUAUUCUAAAUCCUUGGAAUCUGGGGAUAUAUCUUCUUUCUGGCCUAUCGCUAUUUGGUAUCUUUGUACCCUAUUUGAACCAAGGUGCUUCCUACCCGUCUUGUACCCCUCAUGUCCAAUAUAAUUUCUACUCAAUUUGCCUUUAUAAAAAGGUCGACGAAUUCAGCAAUGGAUGCUAGUUUUCAUUCUUAA
This is a messenger RNA of Nymphaea colorata (pocket water lily), 1289 nucleotides long. RefSeq lists its product as uncharacterized. The record is from RefSeq and is a predicted model, not a curated record. The transcript is spliced from 4 exons. NCBI's taxonomy places the organism in Eukaryota, Viridiplantae, Streptophyta, Magnoliopsida, Nymphaeales, Nymphaeaceae. The coding region runs from base 1 to 441 and encodes 146 amino acids.